Messenger RNA from Micropterus salmoides (largemouth bass), 8200 nucleotides. RefSeq names its product ceramide kinase-like. The transcript is spliced from 13 exons. The record is from RefSeq and is a predicted model, not a curated record. The coding region runs from base 226 to 1893 and encodes 555 amino acids. NCBI's taxonomy places the organism in Eukaryota, Metazoa, Chordata, Actinopteri, Centrarchiformes, Centrarchidae. Gene Ontology annotation, molecular function: kinase activity.
CUUCCGAUAGGAAACCGCUAUCUGCCAGAAAAAAAGCCUCCCGUGUGGAAAAAUCCGCUACACGGACAUAUGUUUGCUGAAACUCCUGCUGUUUGAUAGUCGUUCAUUUGUAACUAGCCUCCCCGGACACACACACAGAGAACAUGCCCGGACAGAGGUAACCGUACCCGGGCCGUCACUGCCCCCUCAGCCGGCUGAAGGACGGAGCAGAACGGAGAGACGCAGAUGGAGAGGCCGGGCAGGCUGCUGCUGCUGUCCGAGCUCCGCGUCAGAAACGCCGCAUACGACGUGAGCUUGAGCCGGUCCCUGCUCACCUGGAAGAGACGGAUCUCCAGCCCGGUGUACCACCCGUUUAGACCAAGUGUGUGUCACUGUGUGUCAGUGUCAGAGAUCAUCUCCGUCAGAGAGGAAGAGGAGGAGAGCAGCAGCAGAAAAAGAGAUGAUGGCAGCUGGAAAAAGAUCAAAGAGAGAGAAGGAAAGGACUGCAGGCAGGCCUUCACAGUGUUUUAUGUGGAGAGGUGCCAGCAGCACCGCUGGCGGUGUGCUGAGGUGACCUUCACGUGUCCAGAGGAGGCGCUCUGUCAACGCUGGGUCAGCAGCAUCAGAGAGCAGCUCGCCGCUAUCACCAGCAGACCCAAACACCUGCUUGUCUACAUCAACCCGUACGGCGGGAGGCGACAGGGCAAACGCAUCUACGAGCAUAAGGUCGCUCCACUGUUCGCCCAGGCAGGCGUCUCCACGCAUGUCAUCGUGACUGAGUACGCCAAUCAUGCAAGGGACCAUCUGAGGACGGAGGCGGAGCUGAAGAAGUUUGAUGGGGUGGUGUGUGUCGGAGGUGACGGCAUGUUCAGUGAGAUCAUCCAUGGGCUGAUCUGGAGGACACAGAUCGACACCGGCGUAGAUCCAAACUGUGUGGACGAAACUCUGCUUCCCUGCUCGCUUCGCAUUGGAAUCAUUCCUGCAGGUUCAACAGACUGUAUCUGCUUCGCCACUGUGGGCACCAACGACCCUGUGACCUCUGCACUGCACAUCAUUGUGGGAGACUCUCAGCCGAUGGACGUCUGCUCGGUUCAUCACAACAACACGUUCCUGAGAUACUCCGUCUCUCUGCUGGGAUACGGUUUCUACGGGGACGUGCUAACUGACAGUGAGAGGAAGAGAUGGAUGGGUCCGGCCAGAUACGACCUCUCAGGUGUGAAGAUGUUCCUGACUCAUCAUUACUAUGAAGGAGCAGUUUCCUACCUGCCGGCCAAAGGCAUCGUAGGAACGCCACGGGACGCUGCCAGGUGUCGAUCUGGCUGUUUGGUUUGUCAGCACAAUGGGCAGCUACUUUCAGAGAGAGCUGAGACAUACAAGAUGGAUGAAGCAUCAAACAGCGAGAGUGACGACGAGUGGAGGACAAUCCGAGGGAAGUUCCUGGCCAUUAAUGCUGCCAGUAUGAGCUGUGCUUGUCCUCGCAGCCCCAAAGGCCUCUCACCUGCUGCUCACCUGGCCGACGGCACCACAGACCUCAUCCUGGUCCGAAAAUGCUCCCGCUUUGACUUCCUCAGACACCUCCUUCGACACACCAGCAAAGAUGACCAGUUUGACCUGACCUUUGUGGAGGUCCACCGUGUGCGGCGUUUCCGCUUCACACCGCGUCACUGCCAGAGCGACUCGGACCUGGAGCUGGACCUGCGAGAGACCGGCAAACACCAGAUUUUCAGCCAGAUCUGCCGAGACCACCCGGCAUGCGGCUGUGCCCCCGCCUACAGCAGCUGGAACUGCGAUGGCGAGAUCCUGACUCACACGGCCAUUGAUGUCAGAGUGCACUGCCAGUUGAUCAAGCUGUUUGCACGAGGGAUCGAAGAACCAUUGGUGUUCGAGGAUCUCACCAACCCCUGUGCAAUAUAGACCCUCGCCCCCAUUGUUCCCUGUCAGACACUGGAGUGGGCUAUCUGUUUUCAGCCUCUGCCUAUGUUACUACUGCUGCCACCAUCUCAUGACACUCCUUCACAUUUUUCACAAGUAGACUCGACAGGAUUUACUGAAUCAGCAAUGAGUUACUCAACAAAGAUGAGCGGUAGCCUACAGAACGAAACAAAACAAAACUUGGGUCUGAAAGUCCAAAAUGAUUUCCAGACAAGAAGUGAGGUGUAGUUUCUUUGAAUCAUCCAUAACAGCUUUAAAUCUAUUCCUUGGUAACUUGCAGCUGUUUGUAGGAUAUAAUAAGGAAAUGAUUGACCUGGAGAGUAAGGCUUCAUCCUCAGGUUCUGGAUUAGUUCUGGGCGAAGCCGUUGGUGUUUCGAUGUGAACAUGGUUGGCGGGUGUCUGGCACCUGAUUUAAUUUAAAUAUUGAACUCGGGUCCUAAAACUAAGACCCGUCUUGUUUGAUAAGAUUUUUUCCCUAUAAUCCCCAGAUCAUGACUUGAUGAUCUGGUUACCUUGAGGUUACAAAUGCUGCCUGUUGCAUGUAAAUGCUCCGUAUUUGUAUAGCGCCUUUCUAGUCUUUUCGACCACUCCAAGCACUUUUACACUACAUCUCAUUCACCAUUCAUUCACUGAGCUCAACAGAAACAAGUGUUUUGCCAGUUGUGUCGAGUGUUUCCUCUCACCAGGGCCUCCACCUCGUAGCUCUUCAUCGUCCUCCUUGUAGUUCUGGGGGUUUUCUUCCUGCUAGCCAUUAUGCACCUUUGAGGAGAGAGACGAACAUCCUGCAGGUUUCUCUCUCUCUCUCCAGCUCUCUGUGUACAGCACUCCUUACUCCUCCUCCCCACCACCUGUUACAGAAAACAAAAUGUGUAAACAGAUAGCUGCUGUAAGUUGAAAAUGUCAAAGCAACAUGCCACUGCCUAUAGAAUGGCUAUUAGUCUGGUUUUAAUCUCAAGUUUGGUCUCUUUUUAAGUUGACUCAGACUUUUUUCAGGUCACAUUGGUGUUUAGACUUGGACGUGUCUUGAAUCUGAUUUGUCUCAGUCUUGUGAGCGUUUGUUUUGUCAUGACUCUGACCUGUCACAGUUUAGUCGGUGUUGUAGGUGCCUGCAUUUGGACUUGAAUCGGGUCUUGUGGGUGUUGUGACUCGGAUUUGUUUCAGUGUCAGCCACCUGUCGCACCUGUUACAGACUUUUGUUUUGACCAAGUCUAGAGGCUUUCUUUAGUAGACUGGCUGCUUUCAGUCAACGGUUAUGGGUGUUGACCCCAUUUGGACUCAGCUUUGACUCCUCCUCCCUACCAUUGACCCAUUUUAGUCUUUUUGGGGGGUGGGGGUUCCUCUAGUGGUGGUUGUAAAGCUUCAUGAGGCUGUGAUUAUCCUAGAGGUCACAGUAGAUUAUUUUAUACAACAAAAAUGGUUGUAGCUAAAUGAAGUGGCUGCUAUCAGCACUGUUACGUCCCAGCUCACUAGGGGUAAGGGACGUACGCAUAAAGCAGGUGUUUUUGGUAAGGUGGAAAAGCUAUUUAUUCACAAGAGGGUUUAGUACAAGGUUUAACAACAAAAGUUGGGUACGUGGGUGCUGCGAAAACAUGAAUACAAGAUAACAAAAAGAGAUCCCUCCAGGGAUCAAUCAACAGGGAUUACUACCUUAUUCAAAACCAAAUCCCAGUUUAUGCAUUUCCAAUACUGUUUACCAUCCUACAGACAUCAUGCAUAAAUAUUCAAAAAACAUUUUUAGAACAGGCGAAAAUAACUUUUUAUACUGUUUUGCAAAAAACUGCAUUAGUAUAAAGAGGGCAUGUCUGUAAAGGGAAGAGAAGGAGAUACCCAUAGAACUCAUUUCCAUUCACGUAGGCGUCCUAGUGGAGUAUAAGAGGUUACUUGGCCGGUUGACGAAUGUCUAUAUCCCCUUUUGUAUUUAUAUUAUUUUUCCACAUUCUCUACUGUGCUGGAGGACUCAAGUCCCAUCUGUUACCUCGUUUCCGUCUUGGUGAGUGUUUCAUUACAGCCAUUUCUCAGUCUUGUGGGUGUUUUGAGUCUGACUUGUUUUGUUCUUGGCCUAAUGUUACUGCGGUCUUGACGUGACCCCUAUUUGGACUUGAAACUGCUUUGAAAUGCUCUGACUAAUGUCUAUAUGAAUUUUCUUUGUAAAGAAAUAAUCUAAACAUUAGUCAGACUACUGCUGUAGUCUCGGUUCGAGGCCGGUCACAAGAUGUUUUUUCUGAUAUCUCUGACUUGUCUUUGCUUUAUGGAUGUUUUGACUAGGACUUGUCUCGACUGCAGCCCAUAUGAACAGAACAGAGUUUUCCUACUCACUUGGCAUAAAAAUGGAUUAGACGUUGUUGUUGGGUUGUUUUUAAUUACUUAAAAUACUCUAGAUGUUCCUAGAUUUGGAAUUAUCUGUUACAUGUUUUAAGGAUGCCAGACACCUGCCAGGCAUUGGUAGGGUCAUGUGAUCAUUAGAGGUCAGGGGUUGAUUCACAUUUAUGAAAAGUAGAAAGUAAAUCCCCUUCACAUGAUUGGUACUUGCUGACUGGAGAUUUAUUUUCCCCUGUUCUUUCACAGUCACCGUCUCUGUUCUGAAGCCGUGUGAGGAUUACUUUCUGAUUCUCAAACAGGUCAGUUAGAGUUGUCUCCAGUCCUCCGUGUUCCCGUCGUCUCCAGGAAGACCAGAGCUCAGUUCUAACUAUGAAAUUGUAUUUUUACAUAUUUUAAUUCCCAGCUAUUUAGGAAAAAAAGUCGAAUCUCAAAUUGCAAUUUUUGUCAAGAAAAUGUGUCAGUCAAGCUGGUCGUGGCUGAGCAGCACACACGAUUGUUUUGUUUUUAAUCUUCCAUUUCUGCUCAAUAUGCAAAUGAACUCAGAGCAAAUGCAGCAAAUCACCCGAAGAAGUAGCGCUUUAACACAAUGUUUCACACAAACUGUGCAGAUAUUCUGUCUUCAAAAAUUAGCUUAAGUUUGUAGCUGGAACUUCAAUUUACUCGCAGUGUGACGUGAUGUGUUGAACUGUGUGGUUAAUUUUGUUUUGUGAAACCUCAGGAUAAUCAUUUGAACCUUCCACCCAUCAAAUAAGAUUCACAUACAAGAAAAGGUCAAAAGAACACUAAAGCAGUGGUUCCCAACGUGGAGCCGCAAAAAUAAUCUGAGGAAAAUAACGUGUUUCUGCUACACAAACUUAUGUUUCAAUGAGAAUUCCCAGCAGCCUCAGCUCUAACAUGCUACCACACUAAACUAAGACGGUGAAUAUCUAGGGGAUAAACAUUUGCUUGUUAGCAUUUAGCUCAAAGCUAAAUGGGUCAUAAGUAGAUGUAGCCUUGUUUGUCACUGCAGUGAAGUGUAUUGACAGGGUACUCCAAGUACUUUUGGUGAUGUAGUUUCCAAAAAAACCUGUCUGUGUAUAAAUUAAUCCAUCGCAAUGUGAAAAAUGCUUGUUUCACUUGUUAGAUACAAAACCCUGUUAGGAUUUUCUUUUGUAUGAGUGGAAGGUUCAUAUUGAUUUUGAAGUUUGUUUUAAUUCUGGUUUUGUUGAAGGAAGCUUCAUUGUAAAGUCCAGUGUUGAUAUUCAGCCAUCUGCUCACUGUGUCCACAGGGUUAAUUCUUUUUACUAAAUACAAUCUACAUGUAGCAGCAUUGUCUGUAAUGUUUACUAAUAUUAUUCAAAGUGAAGUUUCAUUUUCUUCAAUAUACGUCAGGAUGGUGAAGUCAGUCUGUCCAACAAUUGGGUCCACACAUCUUUUCAGAUCAUCAUAACGUCCCGAUCUCAUUCCUGUUUUCAAGAGAAUGAACCAUUAAGAUUUUAAUGACUCCAUCAGCUUUCCUCCAGCACCACCCUCAGGACAAACUGUUAAUAUCUAAAUCAUAAGGAUAUUAUGUUUGCAGAUAUUGCAGCUUCUAGGGGACAAUGUCAUACAAAAUAUACAUUUUAAUAGAUUAGAAAUAAUAUGAUUGUUUCCAUUUAAUCCAUCUAGCACUCUGCCUGUGUUCGGAAAAAUAAUUUAAAGUUGACUCUAAGAUGAACCGGACAGGAAGUAGAGUAUCAGCACUGGACUGUCGGGCUGCAGAUGCUGUUUGGUUUUUUUGUCUGUUUGUUUGUUGACCAGCAGUCCUGUUUCCUCUCUGCUGAUGUAGAGCUGGACUCAAACUCACAGAGGGAACCAGUAGCAGCUCACUGUGCUCCAAACACCAAUCAGUCAGCUUCCAGCUUUCUCCUGAUCCUAAUUUGACCAAAUACCAGCAAUCUGUGUCUGCUACAGUUGUAGCUCAGCCUUGGGUUCUUCACAGGUCCAAAAUCUUGGACCCGGUCAAAAAAGUACUUAUCUACAGAAAACCUAUAGACCUGUAUGUGAUGGACCUGACCAGGAGAGAGAACACCAACACUGACAAUAAUGCGAACCCGGCCCAAGUUGGGUCUUAGGAACCGAGUGGACCUGUGAAGACCUAUAGUUCAGCCGUCUGUCUCAUGUUGAUUGAUAAUGUUAUACUGAUGUACAAUCAGAGUCUGAAUGUUUGCUGUGAAACCCCCAAACAAAAACAAACCAAAAGAGUUAAACAUGCAUACAGAGGUCGACUGAACAGAAGUGAAAUAAGCUGUAAUUAUGAACUAAAUGCGUUUGUGCUUAUACACCAUAUAUUUAGUGCUCGGCUAAACUAAAAACUGGAAGUCAUUUGCAUGUUUUUGGGAAGUAGUCGAUGCUAAAAUCUUGGUGACAUAGUAAAUAACUGGCAAGGUACUGUAGCUGGUGAGCAAAAUACUAAUAGCCCACCUAGCUAGCGCAAUUUCUGACAAGCAGUAGUUAAACAGUCCCGCCAGAAUAGCUAGUUGCCAAGCUAGCUGGUUUGCUACUAGCUAAUGUCGCGUUCAAACAUCGUAAAAACCAAAAGGGCGUGGCCACACCAGAAAGUGACAGCAAAAUUCAUCUGCGCAUCUUCAGUUGGUGCUACAAGCUUGGUGAUAAAAACAACGUUUUAUUCUUCAAAUUCUGCAGACAUGCUUUCUAGCAAGCUAGCCAUGUAGCUAACAGAACAGUAAUGCACAGUAAAUGAAGGGAACCUAUUUGCACUGCUGGGUGACUGCAGACAAUGCUGCAUCUCUUUGUGGAGCAGUUUAUACUCGAGCAGGGUUAUAUAAAACUAAAUAGUGCCACAAAGCUGAUACGAUAGCCUCCUCAAAUUUAUACUCCCCAGCUUUCCAUUCCCUCAAAUACUAAGAUGUAUUAUGGCCAUUGUAGGUUGAAAAGCAAUAACAGAAUUUGAAGAAGGCGGUAAUAUUCAGAGAAAAAAACUCAGAAUAUCGGAUUAUAAAUGUACAAGGAAAAAAACGUAUAUACUUAAAUACAGGACAAGACACAGUACAGACAUAUGAGAAGAGGUGGAGAUUCCAGAUAGGCGGAGAAAGUAUAUGUCACACGUCACUUAUAAAUGUCUGUAGUUCUUUCUCAAUUUUUUAUGCUUUAGGUCUUUGAACAAAAGGAAGUAUCUCAUAACACUGGUUGGUGAAAGUAGCUUAUUCGUGAUGGCUGUUAUUAACAUCUGAAUACCUUGAGUACAGAGCCUUUAAUAAUUAUUAUUUUCUGAGCUUUUUUUUCUCAUAAAUUUGUGGCUUUAUUAUCCCAGAGAAUAUUCAAGUUUUUUUUCUCAUAAAUUUUUUUUGUUUUUUUCUUGUAAAUUUACAGACUUUAAUUUCUGAGUUUUUCUCAGAAUUUUACCCCCAGCUCUGUUAUUUAUGUAUUUGACCUACAAUGGCCCUAAUAGCCAGUUUGAAGUCUACGCAAUGGCUUCUGACUAAUUUGUUUCACUCUCAGUAGUGAAUCCACUGAUUGCAGAGAUCAGACAAUGAAAUCAACAGAUUUUGUCAUGAAAUUUUGCUGAUAAAUAUGCUGUUGUGACCGGGACCUUUAAGCAGAGUGAAACAAGUGUUGUGUUAGGUAUAUCGCUAACAGCAUGUAGAACGUGUAGAAUGAAGGAUUAGCACUGCAAAUAAUGAUUAUUUUUACUAUUGAUUAAUCUUAAUUAUCUUUGUGGUUGAUUAUUUCCAAAAAAUGUCAAUAAAGUCAAAUGUCCAGCUUUAGUUCUCAAAGUGAAAAUGUCAAACUUUUACAGAAGAAGCUCUGCGAAGUUAGUUUCUCUUAAUUUAAACCUCUAUUUUUAUUUUCAACACUGCAGUUUAAUCUGACACUAAAAACUAGUUUAAUCUAGUCAAUCAGUCGACCUCUAGCUGUAUCUGAGCUGUAACUGAUCUUUACUUUCUGCUGUAGCGGUUUCAUUAUCAGGAAUUAAAAACAUAUUCAACUA